AUGGUGAUUAUUGGCGGCAUGGCUCAGAGCAUUCCAUCGUGGGAAGCUCAAAUUCCGUCCUUGUCGCAAUCGAGGGAUGUGCUUCUCUACGAAGCACGAGGGCAAGGACCUCCACCAAAGGAGAGGUCGCCCGAAUCUUUCGAAGAUGUCUCAUUGCCGGCACAAGCCAACAUGCUAAUGGAAACUUUGGACGAGAUAUUGGACAAGUCGCAACAGCAACAACAACAACAAGUGGAUCUUGUGGGAUUCUCCUUGGGUGGUCGGAUUGCCCUUGCCACUUGUAUUUUGUUUCCCGAACGGAUUCGCAAGGUGCACAUUACGGGGGUAUCAGCCGAUCGAUCGCCACUGGGGCACUUGACUGUGGCGUCGUGGAAAGAUCAUGUUCGGAAUGGCGACACUCUACGGUCGUUUGCGUGGUCCGUCUUGUUGACCACCUAUUCGUCCAAGACGAUCCAGUACUGGACCGACAAUCCGGAUUAUUUUUACCCCAUUCUAGACUUUGUGGCCCAGCAAAAUACACGGGAAGGAUUGAUAGCUCUGUUGGAGCAAUGUCACGCCAAAGACGACGACGACGACGACGAGUGGCCAUGGCGCCAGUGGCUCAAGUCGAGGCUCUUUGUGAAAUGCUACAAUGGGAUCCUCCAACUGUCUUGCCCGACUGUGGCCAUGCUGCACCCAUGGAACAACCACGGCAAUGGAGAAAGAACGUCCUCGAAUUUCUAG
This is a messenger RNA of Seminavis robusta, 723 nucleotides long. NCBI's taxonomy places the organism in Eukaryota, Bacillariophyta, Bacillariophyceae, Naviculales, Naviculaceae. The record is from the annotation of a GenBank genome assembly.